GUUCUCUCCUCAUCUGGGCGGACAACGCGGUCAUGUUUUCGACGUUACUUGGGAUUUGUACUCGCCGCGGGAAGUUUUAACCUUCAUAGUAUGGGAUCUAUGCGGCUCUCUUGGUGUCGAGGAGCAUGGGGAUUAGAUGUGCAAAAGAAAAUCAGCAAAAGAAAAGCAGGAAGAAAUAGUAAGCGUGAAUUCAAUGAACAGUGGGAAAAUGAGUUCUUAUUUAUAGCAGGUCUGUCAGGAAAACCGUUGUGCAUUGUUUGUGAAAACACUUUCCCACAUAAUAGAAGACAUGAUCUUAAUGGACACUAUAAAACACAACAUCAGACUGAAAUAGAAGGAAAACUGAAGCUAGUGCUUGGGCCUGAGUUACGGAAAGAAUAUGUAAUUAAGAAAAAGGAAGAAAUCAAAAGAAGACAAAAUAUGUUUGUUAAAAGAAGUUGUGAAAGUUUGGCAAUGAAAGAAGCGUCCUACAAAAUUGCUUUAGCGUUGGCCAAAAAACAGAAGUUUUUCUCUGAUGGAGAAGACAUUGUUAAGCCCUGUCUCCAAAUAUUUGCAAGAUGUUUUGGUGAUAAAAAUAUCGAAAGGGAAGUAGACGAAAUUGCUCUGUCAAAGCAAACGGUUACAAGACACACCGAAGAACUCUGUCAUGAUGUAUCUGAGCAACUGAAAGACCUUGUCCAUACUUGUACUUUCUUUUCUUUAGCUUUGGACGAAUCUGCUGACAUAUGUGAUGUAGCCCAGUUAAGUGUUUUUAUAAGAGGAAUUGUUGAUAAUUUUAGCGUCUUUGAAGAACUUAUCGGUAUUGAGUCGCUUCAUGGAAAAACAAGAGGAUCAGACAUAUUUGACAAAGUAAAAUCAUGCCUAGAAAAUCUACAAUGGAGCGCUGUCAAUGAUAGGUAAAGCCGCUGGGAUCUAUUAAAAUAUCACUGCAUUAUACACCAACAGUCAUUGUGUAGAAAAACUUUAAAUUUACAACAUGUUAUGUUACUGGUUGUGAAAUACGUGAAUAAAAUUAGAGUAGAGGAUUAAACAGAGGAGAAUUCAGAAAAUAAUGUGAAUGUCAGAUUUGGAAUAUGGCGAUCUUGUCCUUCAUUGUGAGGUGCGCCGGCUUUCUAGAGGACAGGCUCUGAGUAGAUUUUGGAAACUGAAAAAUACUGUUCAUAAUUUUCUGGAAGAGAAAAAUGAGCUGCCUGCGAAAAGAGCCCUUUUAUGUGAUAACAAUUGGCUAUUUGAUCUAGCAUUUUUAGUUGAUGUUACCAGCCAUCUCAAUGAUCUAAAUUUGAAACUCCAGGGCAAGAACAAAUUGUUUGCUAGCUUAGUAAAUGAUAUCAAUGCAUUCAAGAUGAAGUUAAAACUGUUCACCUCUCAGUUAGAAAAUGAGGAUUUGAGCCAGUUUCCGCACUUAAAAGAGCAGAGUGAAUGUGCUGAAGAUAAUGGAAACUUUACAAAAUAUAUUGCAAGAGCCAUUUGAAAGUCGUUUUCGUGAUUUUUCUAAAGAAGAAGACUGCAUACUUGCAUUUAUAAACCCAUUUUCACUUAGUGAACAAAAAAUCAUGAAAACCUUGUAAUGUAUAAAUGGAACUUAUUGACUUGAAAACAAAUUGAACAUGAAAUUUGAUGAGCUUCCUGCAGUCCCAAGUGCUUCUGAUAUGAUUAAUUUCUGGUGAUCAUUACCCUGUGAACAUUUUCCAGAAGUAAGAAAAUUUGCCCAGAGUUAUAUCUGUUGUUUUGGAACGACGUACAGAUGUGAACAAGCAUUUUCAGCCAUGAAAUUGAUUAAAAACAAAAAGAGGUCGCGACUGAUUGAUUCAAAUUUGAAGAAUUCUGUGCUGCCCUCAGUAACUAAUUUAACUCCAAGCUUGGCGAAAUCAAAACAGACUCAAAAGUUUCAUUAAGGCCAAGACUCUUCUUCAGGACUGAAAAGGAAGGGGGCAGAUGCCAGAAUAAAAAGCAAGCAAGUUUGAAAGUGUGCAAUAGGCAUGGGGAGUGUAACAAACGAAUUCUUAGAUCAAAGCAACCAGUCCUCCCCUCAGGAAAAUCACUUCAGCUUCCGGAGUGCUGGGGACUGCCAUCAUAUUGAUUAUCGGCUACUGAAACGAGACUAUCACCACAGAGUGUUUGUGAACAGGAGCCUGGAACUUGAGAAGAUUAAAUGUUUUGGAUUCGACAUGGACUAUACAUUGGCAGUGUACAGAUCUCCUGAGUAUGAAGAGCUAUCCUUUCAGCUGAUGGUAAAUCACUUGGUCUCAAUUGGAUACCCCCAGGAAUUGCUUCUCUACACAUAUGACCCAACAUUCCCCACCAGAGGCCUUGUGUUUGAUACACUGUAUGGGAACCUUCUGAAGGUGGACUCUCAUGGAAACAUCUUGGUGUGUGCUCAUGGAUUCAGCUUCCUCAAGGGGUCAGAGAUUGUUGAGCAAUACUCCAACAAGUUUAUCCAAAGAGAUGACAUAGAACGGUUUUACAUCCUUAACACUCUAUUUAACCUUGCUGAAACCUACCUCUAUGCCUGUCUAGUGGAUUUCUUCAUCAAUUGCUCAGAAUACAGCAGCUGUCAAGCAGGCUUUAGAAGCGGUGACCUCUUCAUGUCAUACCGGAAUAUGUUCCAGGAUGUGCGAGAUACAAUGGAUUUCGUGCAUGAUUCCGGGAUUUUAAAGAAGGAAACAUUGGGAAACCUGGAAAAAUACGUGCUGAAGGAUCCUCGCCUGCCGCUGCUCCUGGGUCGAAUGAAAGAAGUGGGGAAGAUUUUCCUUGCCACUAACAGUGAUUACCCCUACACAAACGCAAUAAUGAACUUCUUGUUUGACUUGCCAUCUGGACCAAAGCCAGGCACCUCACACCACAGCUGGCAUACCUACUUUGACUUGAUUGUGGUGGACACACGAAAGCCGCUCUUCUUUGGAGAAGGGACUGUCAUCAGGCAAGUUGACAACGAAUCAGGAAAGCUUCGGAUUGGCACCUACACAGGCCCCUUGCAACAGGGUGUGGUUUACUCAGGAGGGUCUUCAGACAUGAUCUGUGACUUGCUGGGAGUGAAGGGUAAAGAAAUUCUGUACAUUGGAGAUCACAUCUUUGGAGACAUCCUCAAGUCCAAGAAGCGACAGGGCUGGAGGACCUUCCUGGUUGUGCCUGAACUGGCACGUGAACUGCAGGUCUGGACUGAGAAGAGUGCUCUUUUUGAAGAACUUCGUAACCUUGAUAUAGUUUUGGCUGAAUUUUACAAGCAUCUCGACAGCAGCAGCAGUGAACGGCCCAAUAUCACCUCAGUUCAGAAGCGGAUUAAGGUGGUGACCCAUGAGAUGGACAUGUGCUACGGAAAGAUGGGAAGCUUGUUGCGGUGUGGUUCCAGACAGACCCUUUUUGCCAGCCAGUUGUUGCGCUAUGCUGACCUGUAUGCUGCCUCGUGUAUAAAUCUCUUAUAUUACCCUUUCAGUUACCUGUUCCGAGCACCUCCUGUACUGAUGCCCCAUGAAUCAACAGUUGAGCAAAUCCCUCUGGAUAUCAGUGAUAUGGAUGGUUUCUUAGAGAAGCAUAAGAACCACUUCCAGACAGCUAGUGAGAACCACCAGGUCAGUCGAUUCCCUCUUAAAGAGAAGGUGAGUGUUGGUAUUUCCUCCUCAAGAGAGGUGGCUUUGUAGCUUAUCCUCCACAAUUGAUUCCUGUCUCUCUCACCAUUUUCCAUGGAGGUCCUUGGAUCUCAUCCAGGGAAGAGAGGCUCAGUAUCACUUCUUGCUUUGCUCCUUUCCCACAACUGGGGAGGUCAGUCCCACCUUCACUUUCCACUCAGUGAGAUCCUUGCAGAAUUACAUACUCCUGUUAGAUAAUGUGCUCUUUUUCACUGUUUCUUUGAGAUUACAUUGCAUGCUGUUAAGACUAAAUUUCUCUUUGCCCAAUAUUUAGGGUUCUUGUAACAGUUACGGAUUUGAUGUGAGCAUAGAGGAAGAAGAGAAGUAAAAACAAUCAGGUUCCUGAUGCUGUUAAUUAAUUGGUCCAUUGGUUUUGAGAAACAUUCCCCGAUUUUCAGAGGUGACUCCAAAAGUAACAAAUCUGCAGUGAGCUUGGAUGAUGUCCAUGAUCCAACAGGAACACUGAUCCUCUACAUUCAUUUUAUGGCUGUAAACUCUGUGACCCAGUGAUCUUUUUUUAUCCUGAAAGUUUUCACAUUACAACCGGUGACUCAAGUUGACCAAAGUGCUGUUCCAGAAGCUGGCACGUUGGCCAUCAGCAUUGUACGAAAAAUGUUUACUGUAAAAUUAUAACCAGGGUAGGCUGAUAAUUAUUAAGCAACUUGGUCUGUAUUCACAAUCUUCCAUAAGAUUGUUGUGAAGGAAUUUUCUGGGCAUACUCUUGCUUCCAAAGUGAAUAUUGCAUCGUCUUGCACCUUUUUGAAGGAAGAAAUGCCUUAGUUGGGCAAAUGUGGGUUUAGGAAGAAAUAUUACAAAGAAGUGGAGUAUGGAGACCUGUUCAACCUGUUCAUACCUCAAUAAUUCCCGCUAGGUUCGAUCACUCACUACACACUAGGAACAAUUUACUGUUACCGAUUAACUUAUUAACCCGCACAUAUUGGAGAUGUGGGGGUUGGGGGAGGCUGGAACAAUCAGUGGAAAACCUGUCACAAAGAGAACGUGCAAACACCACAUAGACAGCACCGGAGGUGAGGAUUGAGCCUGGGGUGCUGGUACUUUGAGCCAGUGGCCUUACUUAGCUGUGCCACUGUUCUGUCCUUAUGUUUCCAACAUAAUGAUUAUCUGAUAUAGUUGAACACAAAUAAAAUUAAAUCAGAGAACAUUGGGAACAGUCAGCUUAUGCAGUGUCUGUGGAGUGAGAAACAGAGUUAAUGUUGAAUUUUCUGUUUCACUCUCCUGACCUGCUGAGUAUUUCCACUAUUUAAUGAUGUUUCGGAUCAUUAAAUAGUCGUUUGAUUUUUGGUAGCUCGACAUGGAUUCAGCUUGUAAUGUCAGAAAAAUACUCGGUGACACCGUGCAGUGGGGGCUCCCAAGAACUGAUUCCCUCUCAGAAAUCCCACCAAGGAUUAAUUUUGGAACCUGUAAAGCAGUCUCUUUAAACACUCAAUACCUGCCUUCAAAACAGUAAAUCGAAAAAGGCACAUUUCUCUGAGGUCAACCCUUGCUGCCUGUGUAACCCAAUUAUUCCCAUAUUUACUCCCCCACAUUGAGUUACCCCAGCUUUACAAUUCUCAACUUAUCUUCAGAUCCUUUCAUGGUCUCACCUUCUCUCUAUUCUGCAGCCCACCAAGAUGAUGAUUUUGGCUCUGCAGUCAGCUCCCGUCUUAGCCAAUUCUCCCUUAAAUAUCUUUCCACUCCACUUCUCUUUCUACUAUGAAGCUCUUAAAAACCUACUUCUUCAACAGAGUUUUCGAUCACCUGCUCUGGUAUCUCCUCACACGACAUGGUGUCAGAUUUGUUCAAUGUGAAAGACUUUGGGGCGUUUUACCACUUUUAAGUGCAAGCUGUUAUAGUUGUAAUAUCACUGAACUCUAGAACACAAUACACAAUCACCAAACCAGUAACAUCUACAUUACAUGUGGCAUUUGUCGAGGAGACAAAUUUGAAGGAAACUUUUUCCUGGCAGAAGCAGGGUGGGUUGAAUAAUGAUGUCACAGCAAGUACUAUUUUCCCUGGUUUCUGUUUAUGAGAUAUAAGGCAAUGAUUAGGAUGCUUGGUAGCAAACAAAUUCAACCAUUUUCCAUUUUAUGGAAGACUGAUGUGCUUCUGAUUGUUUGUAUGUUACUAGAACUGUUGAUAUUUAAUUGUGCUGAAUAUAAUUAUAAGAUCAUUUUUCAAUUAAAAAUAUUUUUAAA
Messenger RNA from Hypanus sabinus (Atlantic stingray), 5821 nucleotides. Its product is annotated as cytosolic purine 5'-nucleotidase-like. Gene Ontology annotation, molecular function: 5'-nucleotidase activity. The transcript has 21 exons. Lineage: Eukaryota; Metazoa; Chordata; Chondrichthyes; Myliobatiformes; Dasyatidae. The record is from RefSeq and is a predicted model, not a curated record. The coding region runs from base 1980 to 3638 and encodes 552 amino acids.